GGCCCGCCAGGCAGCAGCGGGGCCUGCGCGCGCCUGCAGCCGGCGGCGCCGCCUCGGCCCGGCCCGAUCCAGCGCCUCGCCAUGAGCUUCCUCUUUGGCAGUCGAUCUUCGAAAACCUUCAAACCCAAGAAAAAUAUUCCCGAAGGCUCCCAUCAGUAUGAACUCUUGAAACAUGCCGAAGCGACUUUGGGGAGCGGUAACCUCAGACAAGCGGUUAUGUUGCCGGAGGGAGAAGACCUUAAUGAGUGGAUCGCAGUUAACACGGUGGAUUUCUUCAACCAAAUCAACAUGUUGUAUGGGACCAUUACGGAAUUUUGCACAGAAGCGAGCUGUCCGGUGAUGUCUGCUGGACCAAGGUACGAGUACCACUGGGCAGACGGCACCAACAUAAAGAAGCCAAUUAAAUGCUCAGCUCCAAAGUACAUCGAUUACUUGAUGACGUGGGUUCAGGACCAGCUGGAUGACGAAACUCUCUUUCCUUCAAAGAUCGGUGUCCCUUUUCCCAAGAACUUCAUGUCGGUGGCCAAGACUAUCCUGAAGCGGCUGUUCCGCGUGUACGCCCACAUUUACCACCAGCACUUUGAUUCCGUCAUGCGGCUACAGGAGGAAGCGCAUCUCAACACCUCCUUCAAGCACUUUAUCUUCUUCGUGCAGGAAUUCAACCUGAUCGACAGGCGGGAGUUGGCUCCACUGCAGGAACUGAUUGAAAAGCUGGGCUCGAAAGACAGAUAAAACUUUCCCCGGGCUGGGUGCGUUUGGCUCUGCAGUCGGGGCCGCUCUCCUUCGCUUCGUACGCCAGCCACUUCUCUGCUUCACCUUCAGCGACCCGGAGAGGCCGGACAGCGCUCCACAGAGCCUGGCUCGCAUCUCGGAGGCCUUUGGCGAAACCUCGCUUUAUAAUCUGCGGCCGUUCUCCCCGUGGCUUUGCAGCUCGGUGGCCAAGCUGUGGUGACUCCAGCGCUAUUUAGAUUAGAGGACGGAUGUGAAUGUCAAACUGGACUGUGUGGAUUUUGCAGCUCUUUCUGCCAAGUCCCGAAAUGGUGCGCUGUGAUCAAGCACAACAGGCUGCAAGAGCAGAAACGGGUGGCGUUUUCCCUCUGGACCUCAGCUUCUGCUGGUUCACGCUCUAACUCAUGUAGUGCCCGAGCCCAGGAUGUGCACCAGGGGAGUUGCUGGUGGCAGCAUAGCUUAUUUUGAAGUGCUCUUUUUUUUUUUUUUUUUUGAUUUAGAUGCUACCUGGAUACAUGAGCCUUAAUAUCCCUUCCUGGCAGCUUGGAGAAGGGGAAAAGUGCCUCAGUGCUAGAGUGAUUCUUGGGAGCAAGGACAGGGGGGCUUCCAGCAGUAGCAGCUUUUGUAUAUCUCAACUAGUGGGGUGGGAGCCCCCCCCCCCCUUGAAAAAGGCAAUAAAGUUUCUCCUUCCCCCUUC
Rhea pennata is the source of this 1426-nucleotide messenger RNA. It is a transcript of the gene MOB1A, whose product is annotated as MOB kinase activator 1A. Lineage: Eukaryota; Metazoa; Chordata; Aves; Rheiformes; Rheidae. Gene Ontology annotation, biological process: positive regulation of protein phosphorylation; hippo signaling. The coding region runs from base 82 to 732 and encodes 216 amino acids. The record is from RefSeq and is a predicted model, not a curated record. Gene Ontology annotation, molecular function: protein kinase activator activity. Gene Ontology annotation, cellular component: nucleus; cytoplasm. The transcript has 6 exons.